UAGAGCCCAGCAGGUGGCAGCGGUCAGUAAAAGUCCAAUUAUGCCGGUGAACAAGAAGGCUGCGUUGAACAACGUGCGAUUUUUAAACCCCAGCAGCCGACAGGAGAAGAACCCUCUGAAAACAGAUCAACAACAGCCGUACAGAACAGCUUAUCUGGAACAUCAAAGCGCCAUCGCCCUUUCCUCAGAACUGUUGCCGUCUGGCUUGUUUUACGAGAUGCCGAGGCAGGCCAAAGAAGAGCAGCGGAUAAAGGUGCCUUACAAGUGCACGCGCUGCCGGAACCAUGGCUUGAUCGUCCCUUACAGAGGCCACAACUGCCCCUGCUCGACGUGCGUGUGUGAGAAAUGCUCUCGCAGCACGGAACGCACGCGACUCGGCAACCUUCAGGCCAAGCUGAAGCGGCGGGAGGCCAAGGCGCUGCAGCUACUGCAGUCGCAGGCCAAAGGCGAAGCGGAGUCCAACACUCCGAGCAAAAGCGAAGACCCGCCGUCAUCCAGUCAGAUGCGCCGGUCUCCGGUCACAUCGGGCAGAUCGCUCCUCUGCCCAUCACAAGUUUUCCCCUGCAGAUCUACAGUGACCCCUGCAGCUUCCCUCCGUCUCACAACAUCACAGUCAACAUGCCGUGGUCGCCUCCUCCGUAUCUACCCGCCGGAGUGUACAACUACAGCCAGCGAGGGGCUCAGCCCUUCGCCCCUAACUUCCACCCACUUUGAUGACUCUGAGUGGAAUUUGAAAUGGUGGAGUAGAUCGAUGAACCUUGUUCCUUUCCACUGUUGCCAAGCUGCGGACGUCGCAAUAUGCACUCAUAAAAACUCCAAAGGAAAUGAUCUGAAGUAGCUCAAGAGAGGUAGCAAAUCUACUCAGAGACUCUGGUGCACGACUAAGCUUCUCGCCUCUUCCUGGAGACUCCUGUCAUGACCCGAAGUUCAAGACCUAGCUGAGGUUUUGGAGGUUGAGGUGGUGAGCAGCAGCAGGCUUCCUCACAUCGCAGCUGCUGUGAAGGUGACAGGAUGAUGAAGUAUGGGGUGAUGAAGUAGACCCAUGUGACAAAGAGACCUUCCCUCAUCCCCUCCAGGAUCAGGACCUCAGUGACAUCUUCUAGAGUUCCCCGUACCGUUUUCUGGACGAGCUUUAACAGUAGUUUGCUGCUAAGUACCUCUGAAAACAUGACGUUGGUUGUCAAUACAAGUUCCAAAACUUGUUGCAUCACUCGAUGUUGCCACCACAGCAAUUCUUGUGAAACGUCUUGCAAGAGGGUCAAUAAAUCUCCGACUCAGCAUCAGUCCCGUCUGCAUUAACACCUGAUGCUUAAGUCCAUGUGAUGAACUGAUCCAUUUGCUGUGGGGUUUUAAAAAUGAUUUCUUCACGUGUUUGGACCAGAAUCAUCCAGUCUGAAGGUCAUACCCUGAAGAAUGCUGGUCACCAAGUGCUUUACAAGGUGAAACAAACAAGAACAUGGAACUGAUCUCGGACCUCCUCUGGUGAGAUGUUCAGGAGUCAAGGUGACCUGUCAGAAUUGAGUCUCGACCUGAGGCUCCUGGCUGGCUUGCAGGGGGUCAACAUUUCUACAAUGUAGUAGCUUUUAAAGUUGUCAAUACAAUCUCAAUGUCCAUUCUAGAGCUAGUGGGAAGCCCUGUUUCUGAGUUCUGGACCUGCUGGAGGUGUGAUAGAUGUUUCAUGUUGAUGCCAGUGAGGUUUACCACAUGAAUGUUUUUUUUUUGUCGUCUUGAGAGACUGUGGCUUUGAUAUUAGAGAUCAUUUUAAACUGAAUGAAACUGGACUGUUUUAAAGUGAGGGUGAAAUGAAAGUGAAGAGUCACAUCGGACACUGUUUUUGAAGAAGGCGCUGCGGCAGCUAUCAGGAGACUUUGGUGAGGGACGGACUAAUGUUUCUAUUUUUGACUGGUUCAGCUGAAGGACAUGAGCCAUCCAACACCAUGAGAUUUUUUUUAUAGCCAGAUAAAUGCGUGCGUAGCAGUGGAAAGAUACAUGGUGAUGCUGGACGAUUUGACCAGGAAGUGGCUUGUAGAUCGAAAACAGAAUGGGACCUAAAACAGAGCCUUGGGGAACACAAGAGGAGAUAAAGUUCCCUGGGAACUGAAGCUGUCUGGUCUAAAAGACAUGACUGAAACUAGACUGGACUGAAAUAAAUGUGAUCUUAUUUCAUUAAACUGUCUGCGUUUUCAGCGCUCAGUAGGGGGCGCUCUCUGUUCAAAAAGGAGUGCUAUAGCUUAACACUGUUUCUCUGCAACAAUAAAUAGAAAUGAA
Molecule: messenger RNA, 2268 nt
Organism: Synchiropus splendidus (mandarinfish)
Lineage: Eukaryota; Metazoa; Chordata; Actinopteri; Syngnathiformes; Callionymidae
Product: doublesex- and mab-3-related transcription factor dmd-10-like
Exons: 3
Coding region: 41-838 (265 amino acids)
Biological process (GO): regulation of DNA-templated transcription
Molecular function (GO): sequence-specific DNA binding
Source: RefSeq, a predicted model, not a curated record